Contarinia nasturtii (swede midge) is the source of this 2093-nucleotide messenger RNA. RefSeq lists its product as uncharacterized. The transcript is spliced from 3 exons. The record is from RefSeq and is a predicted model, not a curated record. The coding region runs from base 175 to 1494 and encodes 439 amino acids. Gene Ontology annotation, molecular function: protein binding. Lineage: Eukaryota; Metazoa; Arthropoda; Insecta; Diptera; Cecidomyiidae.
GAUCAUUCACCUGUUGUUGUCAGAUAGUUCGUGCGUCCACAAAUUUAUAUUUAUUGUAUAAAAUGUAUUGAAGAGAAAAUUUGCAUUCACAAUCAGAUCAAUUCUUCCGUAAAAGAAUCAACCAAUUCAACCAAAAGUAAAUUGAAAGCAAAUCAAGUUCAAAAAACCAUCAAAAUGAGCGACGAAUCCGGUGAUGUUGAAAGAAAAGUUGCAACUGAAAUUAAGAAUGUAAUUGAAGCCGAUGCACAAAAUCCAGUUGCUGUUGCUGUUGCUGAUGACGAAUCACCCAUGCUCAAGAUUUACAUUGACGGUUUUGAAGAAAUACUUGAAUAUCUCUCAACGACCGACAUCCUUUCUCUUCGUCAAACUUGCAAGUGUCUCCAGAAAGUGAUUGACAAUUACAUAAAGGGGAAGCUUCCAGCAAUCAAAGUCGGAUAUGGAAAGGAAAUUCUUCAUAAAGAUUGUAAGCUUCCCUCCAGUUGUGCCAAAUUGAUCAAGCAAAUCACUGUUUGCUCGAGUGCAGUGGACAUUGGAAGCAUUGGCAAAAUCGAAGACAUCCUGGGCAAUGUCGAAAAGUUGAUAGUUUCAGGUACUCUUGAACUUGAAUCCCGCAAAACGCUUCUCCAAUGUUGCACCAGUUUGAAGUACCUCAGCUGUCCAUACAUUCGUGGAAGAAUGGUCGGCAACGAAAACGAAUGGUUACUUCAAACGUAUCCAACCCUUGAACACCUUGAAAUGGUCGACAUGGAUCAUAGUGAUGAAAUGUCAAUGCCUGAAUUGAAAAUAUUCCUCGAACUUAAUCCGAAUGUUCGACGUUUUUCAACGUUUUCCACUCUGCCGCUUAAAUUGAUGUUGCAGUCUUUGUUGGGUUCAAAAGUCAAAUUGGAUCAAUUGGACAUUGCUGUGAAUUGUCUUUUGACGGAAAUGGUAGAUUGUCUCGAUUUGCUGAACCGUUUGUAUGAUGAAGGUGUAUACAAGCGUUUGCAUUUCUAUGCCAGAUUUAUAUACAAUACUGAUGAAAUAAAUCAAAUCGCCUCAGUUAGCGGUUUGGAAAAACUUUAUCUCGCCGUUGUAAUGACAAGUCCCAGUCUACCACAUUUGCCAGAACUCAAAGAAUUUUGCAUCAUGAUGGAUGAAGAUCCGGAUGAAGCAUUUAGUUUUGAAACGGUUGCCAAGGAUUUGGUAAACGUGGAACGUGUUUAUUUGCGUCUCGUCGAUUCAGACCAGCUCACCCAACUCAUUCGCCACGCACCAAAAGUCAAAGAAAUCAAAGUCGAGCAAUUAGUUGAAGGCACGUACUUUGAACGACUCGUCAUCGAUUUGCCAGCCUUGAACAAUGAACGGAAACAAUUGGCCGGCGCAUGCAAAAUUACUCUAUACGUUGAUGACUUUGUCUUCGUUACCACGAAAUAUGCACUCUUUCAAACUGAUUUCAGCAAGAUUGAAUUGAAACGAGCUGACGCCGUCGAAUGGGAACAUUCAAUUUUUUAUUGAAACUCAGUAAAUCUCAAACUGUCAUCGUAGACAUAUUUAGUUAUUAAGAAAAUGACGUUUUUUAAGAUAAAAUUAUGGCAUAGAAGUGUGUGAUCGUACAAUAAUCAAAAUAAUGUAAUUGAUUCGUAUGGCAAGCUACAUACAAAAGAUAUUUUAAACACACAUAUUCUUAAACAACAUUAACCGAUCAACGUAACUUUAGUUAAACUUGAGACAUAAAUAAACACAUAUUUUCAAUUAAAUAUUUCCAACAAGCUUUGGAUUAAAACUAACCACGUUUAGGGAUCAACAGAGAACAGUUUAAAAAACAGCUCUUGCAAAAUGCCGAGAAAUUUCUGUUGAAAUUAGAAAAUGAAAAUUAUGACAAGUAUCCUUUCAUUGUACCGAAUUGCGCGUGUGGGGAAAUGUUGCAAACGUCACAGCCAUUGGUAAUACCUUGGAACACAGAUUAAAUAACAUUAGAAAAGUCGGAAAUAAAUUUCAACUGAAAAAUAAUGCCGGUGAAAUGAUGCCACUAAUCUAACCACAAUUCUUUCAACUGAAAUAAACGUACUGAGAGAAGUGUUGUAAAAAGUAAAAUGAAUGUUGCUAUCAAUUUU